Etheostoma cragini (Arkansas darter) is the source of this 2590-nucleotide messenger RNA. It is a transcript of the gene bbc3, whose product is annotated as BCL2 binding component 3. The transcript is spliced from 4 exons. NCBI's taxonomy places the organism in Eukaryota, Metazoa, Chordata, Actinopteri, Perciformes, Percidae. The coding region runs from base 301 to 996 and encodes 231 amino acids. The record is from RefSeq and is a predicted model, not a curated record.
AACAGCCCGGCCAGAUAGAGCACCGCGGCUCCGUGAACCGGUAGCCUACAUCUCGUCGGUGUUUUUGUUUUGAUGGGUUAAUCUAACAGAAAAACUAACUGAAUAUUAACUGAAACAACCCGAACCUGGAAACUUGACAUGGAAUAACACAUUCUCACCGGAGUGGCCCUUUUCCAUCUUGUGGUUCUUCGCCGGUUGUUUGGCACAUUUCAUCCCGUCUGAUGUCCACCUGUUCCGGCCGGUUUGUGACCUGCAGACAGCCUCACCACGGAGCGUCAGAUAGACCAAACUCCUACUGAGAUGGCCCGUGCAGAGACCAUCGAGAAUGUCGGGGAAACUGGAGGAAGCGGAGGAAACGGCCCUCUUCCUGGCCACAACACCUGCCGCAUGGAGCUGCCUCGCCCCUUCUACAACUGGCCCGGCCUGCUCCCCACCACCAGCACCUCCGCCGGCUCUGGGACUGGUUCCAGACACCUCUACCACAACCACCACCAUUUGCACCCGUUGCAGGCUCUGUACCUGUCUUACCCGCUGGCCCUUCCCCGCCCAGAGGGCAGGAGCGAGCCCCAGACUCACCAGCACUUACCUGCGUUAUUGCCAUCGCCAGCGCCUCCACGCUCGCCGCUCUGCAACCGGAGGGAAGGGAGGAGCGGAGGCGCCGGUGCACCCAGUGCCUUCUCAGGAGACCAGUCAGAAUCGUACAGAGAGGAACGCCAGGAGGCCUCCAGCCGGCAGGGACCUCUGCCAGACCUGCUGCCCCAGAAUGAGCACCCAUCCCGGGCUUCCCCACAUCCCAGAGCCCCCAGAGAAGAGGCAGUGCAGGACCUGGAGGUCAGGAGAGUGGCCAACCAGCUGAGGGCCAUCGGAGAUGAAUUUAACGCCACAGUCCUCCUCAGAGCGCACGCCGCCCCCCACUGGCAGGACUGGAGGGACGCUUGCCGAGGUCUCCUCAACUUCAUCACCCAGACUCUCAGCACUCUCUACAGGCUCACUUAGAGAGACAGAGAGACCCCUCACCUGCGCGCACCGGCUACCAUGCCGACUUCAUCCAUUCAGGACUCGGCCACGGACCAUCGGACUGCGGGUAGUGAACGGAACAACCCCGGCUGGUUGCUGCACCGUCAUCUGUUUGAACCCGGAGGAUUUACUCGGCCUGAAACUUGGAACAAAGAAUUUAGUGAGGACAAGAUCGGUAGCCGGAGGUGACGGCGCCGCCUGUGGGCUAGAUUGGGAAGCUACCUGCGGAUACUGGACCCUGCCUGUCUGUCUGCCUGAAAGUCGGUCCGGCAGUCAGUCAGUCUGCUGGUACAGACUGCAGCUGACGGACCGAUGGUCACUUUCCUACCUGUAUAUUUUGUAAAAAACCACUUGCUUUUGCUGUCUUUGUCUCGGGGCUAAUCUCUCAUUCAGUGUGUGUGUAUGUAUGUGUGUAUGUAUGUGUGUGCAGACGUGGGUCAAACAAACAGGUCGUGUAUACUUAGAUAUCAGUGCAAAAAAAGCUUUCGUUCAUUUUGGAAAAAUCGCCUAGAGAUACAUACAAAAUUGGGCUUUUAAGCCCACAGAUGAGAUUGGAAGUGACCUAUUUUGGAAGUGAAGACCUUCAUUAUCGUGUGGAGCUUUUUCAUUUAGCUUUAAUAUCAGCCACCAUUUUUCUGGAGGCAAUUUUUUGAAAAAGAUGAUAUCUCUUUAAUUCUUCCCUUUGAUGAUGCAAAAUCCCCCCCCCCCCAAAAAAACAGACUUGAUUUUGAUUUGACCCCCAUCUGACGUGUGCGUAUUACUGUUAUUUUAAUUCUUAUAAACUGUGAAACUGGAGUCUGUGUGUUUGCAUCGUAGGGGACAAAAAAAAAGUCAUCAUACAACGUGCCUUUCUGGUCAGUGCUCUGUCCUAAUCUCCAAAAGUAGGACAAUCAGCCACACACACACACACACACACACACACACACACUCUUCAAGUGCUUUUUUGCAAGGCAAAUGCUCCAGCAUCAGCAUUGUUUAAAGUCAUUUAAGGACAGAAAUAGCUUCAUCUCCGCCUCACAUUUUGCCAAUGUGCGUUCCUCCGUUGGUACUGCCAGUGUUGGGAGCUGGCAGCUCCCCCCCCCCACCCCCUGCCCCCCCGCCUGCGUCAACAGUGUUUAUAGUUACUUGACUACUUGUAAAUAAUCUUUUUGGAAAAUGAGUCUUAAUUAAUUCAAAAUUCUUAUGAUGGCGAGCGCGUUCCCCGUGUUUGGGAGAUCUUCUUUGUGUUUCUGAGCGGCCGUUGGCGGCAGUAGAGCGGAUUGGGAUUUAAAUCCAGUGGAUUUGAGAUGGUAUUCGAUGAGUUAAAGAAAAAUAUAUAAUUUGGAUUUUUCUGAUUGUUGAAAAGUAUUUGAUGUUUUGUAAAAAAAAAAAAAAAAAAAAAAGGACCCUUUCGAUUAUUGUUAUUGUAGUAGAAUAAGUCUAAUUGCUCAUAUUAAGAGCAAUAUUUAUUUUUGGAAUGCCUGAAUCUGUAGUCUUCAUUUUUUUACAUUAAUGUAUUAUUUAUUUUUGUCUUACAUUCCUGAUCAAAACUAUGAACUAAGAUGUACUUGAUUUGUUAAAACUGAGAUUUGAU